Coffea eugenioides is the source of this 1141-nucleotide messenger RNA. RefSeq names its product zinc finger protein GIS3. The record is from RefSeq and is a predicted model, not a curated record. Bases 189 to 851 code for a protein of 220 amino acids. The transcript has a single exon. Gene Ontology annotation, molecular function: DNA-binding transcription factor activity; transcription cis-regulatory region binding. Gene Ontology annotation, biological process: trichome morphogenesis; gibberellic acid mediated signaling pathway; trichome differentiation. Gene Ontology annotation, cellular component: nucleus. Lineage: Eukaryota; Viridiplantae; Streptophyta; Magnoliopsida; Gentianales; Rubiaceae.
AAGGCUUAAUCCAACAUCGUUCCAUUUUUCCAUUCUAUCCCCUUCCUUAAUUGCUCCUAGCUGUCUCAUUUUCACCUCCAAACCUUAACCCUUUCUUUCUUCUUCUUCUUUUUUUUUUUUUUUUUUCUCUCUCUCCGUCUCAUCUUUGUCUCUUUUAUCCAAGCAUAUAUACUCUGUAUUUGAGUUGUAUGGCAGAGCUAGACUAUCAAAGUAAACCUGGUAAUAAUGGACGUUUAAAACUCUUUGGUUUCAACGUGACAGAUGAAGAAGAGGUGGAUUCAACUAAAACACCAUCAGGGUCACCGGACUCCGGGGGUUUUCCGGCCUCCGACGGCCGGAAGUACGAGUGUCAAUAUUGUUGCCGGGAGUUUGCCAACUCACAAGCUCUAGGGGGCCAUCAAAACGCUCAUAAGAAGGAAAGGCAACAGUUGAAACGUGCGCAAAUGCAAGCAAGCCGAAACGCUGCUGUUUCAUACAUGCGAAACCCGAUAGUGUCCGCCUUUGCCCCGCCGCCUCACCUCCUUGCUCCGGCUGGUUCCGUGGUGGUACCCGCUGCUACUCCAGCAUCUCCUUCGUGGGUUUAUGUUCCACGCGCCGCUCCACCCUUCCACGUGUCCCACGGCUGCCUGUUUCCGGCUUCCACGACUGGGAGAGGUGUAGGGAGCGCAUCGUAUGCUGGCAGUGUAGGAGAUUCUAGCUUGACGAGCGUAGGGCCUCAACAAGUCAAGGCCCACAAUGGCAGGCAUGAUGGGCCCUCGUUGAGUAGGUUCUCUAGAGCAGAUGAUGGGCCCGGUUUUGAUGAAGCAUUUGGGUUGGAUUUGCAUCUGAGUCUCGCUCCAGCCGCGCCGUAAAUUUUAGGCUUGACCUGGCUCAAUUGCCUGAGGCUGGCAUUAUAUUUGAAUGGCUUGUGCAGCUAGAUGACUUGGUUGGGUCAUCGGUCGAGCUUGGCUUGGCUUGGUUCGGCUCGCUAAUUUGGAAAAAGCUCAUGUUAAUUUAUCUCGAGCCAAAUCCUGUAAAUUUUCAGAUUUAUUUAUUUAAUUUUUUUUUCUCAGGGAAAAUUUUUCUUGCUUGUUUUGCUGAAUUACUAGUUUCUCCUUCCAAGAUCUACUUUAGUUUGUAACCAAUGUUGUACGUGCAUGUA